UACGCAAGAGUCUAGAACCGCACGUCAUCUACGUGUUACGUAAUGACGUCGAUGUUGUGGGGCUCCUGGAUUUAAAAGUCGAUUGCACGUUAUUCUUUCUACUGCUAGAUGAACUGGGAUAAUCAGCUGAGCUCUAUCCUGUCAGCUGCAGAUGACAGCGUGGCCAAGAUGCGGGAAAGACUGACUUCACCAGGGAAAUUCUCAAAAGGAAGUCCAGAUCUGUUUCCGGUGAGGGAAGGGCGUUCUGACCCAGGUUUGGACCCCCUUACUCUUCCUCUCCUUCCCACCAGAGCAUCCAUGCUCCAACAGCCCUCCUCAUCUCUCCCCCCGGAGGUUCAAUGGGCAGACCUCGCUGCCAUCCAGACUCAACUGCAGAUGCAGAGCCAGGCACUUGAGUCUCUCACCAAGAAGGUUCAAAGCGUCGAGAGGGAGAGAGAUUCUCAGCAACGCCGUAUUCGCCUACUGGAAGAGGAGAUCUGCAGCCUGCGGGAAGAGUCGAAGGAGAUGGAGAGAGCGAGGGCUGACAUGAGGAGGGAUCAGAGCCCAGGGACUGAGCGGAUGAUGGAGCAGUGGAGGAGAGAGAUCGGACGCGAGCUGAGCACUCUCCGGGGCCACAUCACCAGGGCUACGUCGCUAAGCAACCUGGAGGAGAGUUUCAGUUCAAAGCUCCAGGGCGAGGAGCUGCAGCACCUGCGAAGGGAGGUAGAUCAACUGAAGGCUCGCCUUAGGGGACAGGAGGAGGACAUGUUUGUCCAGCAGUCGGAGGUCCGAGAGGCCAGGCGACAAUACGAACGCAACUGCAAGACGCUGGAGCAGCUCACAGACACUAACAGAACGCAUGGUUUGGACCUGGCCAAGACCGAGACGCAGCACACACGCACGCAGCAAGAGGUGCGCCAGAUCAGAGUCAGCGUAUCAGACCUGAGAGAUGAGGUCAGCCGUCUUAUGCUCAGAGAAGAGCGACCCACACCUGCAAGGCCGAAACACACAUCAGCUUCUUCGGCACCAGGUUCUCAGCUCCACAGCAGCCAUGGUCCGGAGCCCAGAGGUGAGCAGCCAGACUCUGACUCUGAGGACUUCAGCCCCACGCCUAGCCUGGCGGAGGUCAGCUCAGACGACCUGUCGUGGCUGGACGACCACGAACCAGCUCCUCGUCAGAAGAGAGUACCGUGCGUACGUCUCAGCACGCGGUCCAGACGAAGUGACAUAGCCGGCCCAAGCAGCGACCUGGGGGACGACGACGAGGAUGACGACAAUGAUGACGAUCUAGAUGAUGAUGACGUCCACCUAGGGCUGGGAUCGGACCUUAGCCUUGAUGACCUCUGACAUUUUUCAAAUGUCAGACUGAAAGAUAUGUUAGCUUUGUUUCAUUUGUUCCUACCAGAAGUCAGCUAUACUCAUUACUUUGGUAAAUGAUUAUGGUUAGCUUGUAAAAAAAAAGUAUGUAUUCUAAUGAUGAGACAUUUCGUUAAUUCCCAUUUGAAUGUCGUCAAGAAUCUGUUGUCCUGAAUGUAGGACAUGUUGAAUGUUGAAUUCUAAAACUUGAAACAGAAAA
This is a messenger RNA of Gadus morhua (Atlantic cod), 1555 nucleotides long. RefSeq names its product putative golgin subfamily A member 8I. Lineage: Eukaryota; Metazoa; Chordata; Actinopteri; Gadiformes; Gadidae. The transcript has 12 exons. The record is from RefSeq and is a predicted model, not a curated record. The coding region runs from base 109 to 1326 and encodes 405 amino acids.